UCAGCUGCAUUUUCAUUUAAAAUGUAUAUAAGACCGUCACGCUAAUUUAGCUUUUCUAAUAAGUGAUACGGUUUGUUUGAUUGCGGGGAACGCCAAUGUCAUGUUAAUGACCUCAAAUGAGAUCAAAAAAAAAAUUAACAUCGAAAAGUGUGUUCUCAAAUAAUUGUAAUAUUCCACUGAUAACAGGGAUUUGGUGUCGUAAAUGUGCGACGAGCGAGAGUAAUUAUCAGAGCUCGUCUGUGUAAACAAUAUUAUCAGUAGGUGAGUGAUGGGUCGGCAUUCUGUUUCCGUGCUGGUUAGGGUGUGGACGUGAAGUACAGUGGUCCUGGAUAGUUUUUUGUUUUUCAAAAAAAAGAAGGGAAGUUAUGUUUGAGUGAAACAAAAAUGCGUGCCAUGGUGCGAGGCGUGACGCACGGCGUCUCGCCUCUAUUCGAUUCAGUCUCCGUGCAGUGAAGCCAGGAUAGCCGCAGAAGUGUGACGCCAGCAUCGCACGCCGCACGUGUGUCUCAGUGAAUUUCUGUUAACCAGUGAUCAGCUGAUUUUCUGUGACUGUUGUUGUGCAGUGUUGACCGGCCGCAUACACGAGAAUUCAACCUGUCCGGGCGACAUAUUGAAAUGUUACUCAGAGCAUCAAAACUUUAAUCCUUAUGUCAAGAAAGUAUUCAGCAUUUACGAAGCAACCGCGCCACAACGUAAACAGUGAGGUUUUUGAAAGUGUGAGUACGAGGACCAGCCCGUCCUUGAUGUACUCGACAACCUACAAUCCUUGCGCCCUUACCCUUUGCAUAUCAAAGAGACCUUGUCGCUACUCUGCCAGAGAUCCCAGAUUAAGAAUCUCAUCGAGGGAACUAAGCAUCUCUUCUACGUAGAAGAUAUUGGAUUACGAAUCCAAUCAUAUAUUACUGUUUCGAGCAGGAAAUAGUUAGAGAACUCAGUACGCACUAGGCAGUACUUAAGAGCUCCUAUUGAUAGACUAAUGGACUCUCAAAAAGCCUACGGCAAUGGAAUACCAGGUAACGAGAAGCCAUUCAAGUACGAGUCAAAAAUACCGUCUGAAAAGGAGAAGACUACGUCACCUCUUCUUGAAAGGACAAGUGACAUUAAGUAUAUAGAUUCACAGGAGGAGAAACAUGAUGCCAACGAUGUUGUGAAACCUGACAAUGAUCUCAAUACUGUCAAUUCCAUGAAAACGGAACACCAUUAUCAGGACAAGGAUAAUCUAUCUGUAGCUUAUCAUAAAAAUGAUGAAGAUCCGAAUGCUAACGAAGGAGUUAAGUUUUUGGGUCUUGGUGAUGCUGACAGUAUUUGUUCGAGUAAACCACCAUCAGAACCACCCCCACAAAUACCAGAUGGAGGGUGGGGGUGGGUCGUUGUUGCUGCCUCUUUUCUAAUAGCAACUGUUGCGGACGGACUCGCUUUCUCUUAUGGCUUGAUUAAUGAGAAAUUCGUUUCCUAUUUCAAUCAAAGUGAAGCAAAAACGUCUCUCAUUGGCAGCUUAUUUAUAUCAGUUCCCCUGAUAGCAGGACCAGCUAUGAGCGCUCUUGUAGACAGAUAUGGCUGCAAAAACAUGACUAUCUUAGGAGGAAUCGCGUCUACUAUUGGUUUUGUAGCUGCAUCUUACAGUAAUUCGGUUGAAGUUUUGUGUGUUACAUAUGGAUUGAUGGCUGGAUUGGGAAUGGGUUUACUGUACGUUACAGCAGUAGUAUCUAUAGCUUAUUGGUUUGAAAAAAGAAGAAAUCUAGCUGUUGGAUUAGGUUCAUGUGGUGUUGGUUUCGGAACAUUUAUCUAUUCUCCUUUGACGACAUAUUUGUUAGAUGAGUAUGGUUGGAGAGGAACCCUAUUACUCCUUGCUGGUACAGUACUUAAUGUUUGUGUUUGUGGUGCUGUUAUGAGAGAUCCAGAAUGGUUGAUAUUGGAACAGAAAAAGCAAAGGAAACUCAACAAAAGCAAAAGGGCUUCUAGUUCUAUAUCCGUAUCAGCUAAGUCCGGUGGAGGAGAAUCAGUAUACCCUGGGGCUGAAGAACUAAAAACUUUAAUGAAGAGUGGAGAAACUCCUGAAUAUAUUCUUACUGCUCUUGUUGCCUCCAUAGCUGAAGCAGAAGAUUUAGAAGCAGCAACAAAACAAAACGCUGACAUUGCAAAAUAUAAAAAUAGUUCUGUGAUCAAUCUGCCAACAUUCUUGAGACAAAGUGAAAAGGUACCGGUUGAAGUUCUAGAUCAAUUGUCUUCCAACAAGCGACUUUAUAAUAUAAUUUUACAAAACUAUCCAUCUCUUCUUGCUCUCAGAAGUAAUUCCGAGCAAAAACUGCCCAAUGAACCUGUUGCGGAGGUGUCGAAAGGAAAACCUAUCACCAUGUCCAUGAAACUGAAGCUCAAUAUAAAAAAGAAGAAAGAUUUCGAAACUAAAUUGGAUCAAGUAAGACAGAGUCUAUUACAACCGAUCCCUGAAAAUAAACCUAUUCAACCAAAAAAUGAACGGCAAGAUUGGCUCUCGAGAAGACUGCACACCGAUCAUCAUUAUUUGAGGGAUAUCCGAGUUCACCGCAAUUCCAUCAUGCAUCGAGGGGCUAUGAUGAACAUUGCUAAAUAUAAGUUGAGAGCAUCAUCUUGUCCAGAUAUUUACAGGAAUUCAAUGUGGUCCAUGGAAGAUCAAGAAGAAACGAGUUGGGGUAAACGUUUGGCCAAGAUGAUUAACAAAACGUUCGACUUUAACAUGUUCACGGAGUUCCAUUUCCUGAUGAUGAACUUAUCGACACUAGUUUUGUUCAUCUGGUUCAUCGUACCGUACUUCUACAUUUCCAAUUUCAUGACCAUGAGCGGAUACACUGAGACUCAAGGGGCUGCCAUGUUGAGUGUUUUCGGAGUCGCUACUAUUAUAGGCAUUGUCGGUCUCGGCUGGAUGGGUGACUUGCCCUGGGUUAACGUCACUAAGACCUACGCGUUGUGCUUGAUCGUCUGCGGCUGCACUAUAAUUCUGUUCCCGAUCCUGAUCCGCAUCAUGGAUCCUAACGAGUCCUACAGUUUCUACAUACUGGUGUUGAACGCAUUGGUGUUUGGGCUGAUGUUCUCCAGUUCGUAUUCGUACACUCCGAGUAUCUUGGUGGAAUUGAUCGCGUUGGAACGCUUCACAAUGGCAUAUGGAUUGGUGCUUAUGAGCCAAGGCAUUGGCCAUCUGGUUGGCCCACCUAUGGCUGGUGCUUUGAGAGACACUACAGGGUACUGGGAUGCCGCCUUCUAUAUUUCUGGCAUCUGGGUGGUGAUCUCUGGUCUGCUGGUCGGAGUGAUACCGUACACGAAGAACUUUCGCAUCUGUGGCAACGCGCCGCUAGCUAAAGACGUCGCGGUAGAACCAGAUCCAGGAGUAAAGAUUAUUAUAGCUCACUAAAAAUGUUUCCGUUUACUAUGGUACUUACAAAAAAUCGACCUCUCUAAAAGUAUUUAGGUCGUAUACCUAAUACUUACCAUACUUUUUUUCCGAGAUGUUGAUAGAGUAUAGUAUUCAGCCGUAACUAUUUGAUAAUAUUUCUUAAUUACUUUAAUAAACAUGAGGUAUGUUCCAUUUAUUUAUUUAUUUUAAAGAGAUAGGACACUGCCAAUAUUAUCAAGGCCACUAAAAAGCUAUCUGGGUACCUAGUUGUAUUGCCCAACCAACAUAGUGAUAGAUAAUUUUAUAAGCCACAGUUUUGUAUUCUAUUUACAUUUAUUCUAUUUAUUAACUCAAAUUAUUAGAACUCCCAAGGAGUCUCCAUUGUAUUUUAAUUUUUUAUCGGGUUGUUUUGUUUUGUUUGUUAGUUUGACUGACUGGGAAAUUGAUCUUCAUGCCGGCACUUCGCUUGGCUCUUCGUAUAUGCUAUUUAUCAUUUUGCAACAGGUUUUCCUUGUCAUGCUCUUUCUGAAAUUAACAUUAAAGACUGUUGUUAAGUUUACUUAAUAGCAAAAUAUGAAUAGACAAAUGAGGUGCCGGCAUUAGAUUAAAAAGUGCGAAUCAGAUUUUUCUUUUCUUAUUUUUUUGUGUUGACGAAGUAUCUUGCAUCAAUAUUUAAAGUAUUAGACAUUUAGUAAAGACAUUUAAAAAUAAGUAAUUAUGUAAGUUUCUUUUUUAAUCAUCAGUGUAAGUGCAUACUUGCCAUUAAAAUCACCGAUCGUAAUGAAUGAAUUUAUUUUUAUACGGAAAAAGUAUUGUAGAAAAUAAGUUUAUUUUUACUACUUACUCAGGAAUACUUGCAGUAGAAGUUCAAGAAAUAUGUAAGGUAAAGAUUAUAAUUAUUAAGCUCUUUUUAAUAAUGUCAGAUAUUACUAUACUUAAUAAACGUUUGAAAUAAAAUGUGCCAUUUCAAUAACAUUUUCCUACUCCAUUUAUUCUUAAAAAUCUGCAGGUAUGGCUGAAGUUCCAUUGAUAUAGGAAGGUAGUUACUCAUUUUAUUAUCUUACAGCAGUUACCUAUAACGCUUAAAUAUAAAUGAUUUCUUUGGAAAAGUAAUUAUUUAUUAAAUAUUAGCGUAUCCCGCAGACGAAGUCCUGUCCGACAAAAAUAUGUUAAAAAAUCCUAAACCCAUCAAUAGAUAUUUAUAUAUUAUUAUUAUUAUAUCAUGUGGUUGACGUUCGCUUCGUUCGCGUGGCUCGCGCUUACUUCAGACGCUCAACCACGAGUUUUUUGAUAGCUCCGUAACUUAUGGCAUCGUCAAAGUUUCUAUGAAAACUAAACCCCUGUCGGACGUAAGAAGAAACUAGCUUUUGCCAUGCAUUUGACCAUUAGAUACGAUAUUUUACGGAGCUACUCGUGCUUGGGCCUUUGGCCUAAACACUAGCAUAACCUUACCCAAUAUCAUAAAAAAAUGGAUGCGUGUAACUUAUGUACGCGCGUGAGAAGUUACACUUCUUUAGCAUCAUUAAAAAUAUUUUUUAAUUGCAUGCAAAUAAUUAAUAAUUACAAUAAAAUAAUAAAAGGACUGGAAAAGGAUAGUUAACACAGUCAAUUAAGUUCAGUUUUAAUUUGAAAAAUUAAAUAAAUAUUCAA
Chilo suppressalis (striped riceborer) is the source of this 5017-nucleotide messenger RNA. Lineage: Eukaryota; Metazoa; Arthropoda; Insecta; Lepidoptera; Crambidae. The record is from the annotation of a GenBank genome assembly.